AAAAAUGUGAAAACAUACACAUUAAAUAAGUGAAAAAUAUAUUAUUAUAUUGAAAAAUUAAACUAAUAAAAAGAAAAUGAAAAACUGUUGCAUUUGCAAGAAAAAACAAAAACAUGGAAGUGGCAGUUUUUUCGGAGUUCCUAAAGAUGAACGUAGGCUUAAGUGGAGUAAAAUUUGUCGGAUGGAGUUCACCGCUAGUUCCUUAAUAUGUAUGGACCACUUCGCGCCCCAAAGUAUAAUCAAAACGGGACGAAAUGCUUUGUUGAUCCCAAGUGCUGUGCCUAUAAUGCCAGAUAAUCGACUUGCAAAUGUAAAUUCCAACUCAGCCGUAUCCACCGGAAUUAUAUCCCCCCAUCAAGUAUUUUUGCAGAAUUUUGCAGCACAACAAACGCAAACGGGAAAUACGUUUGGAAAAAAUUUCAAAAAACCAAGCGAUCCAAAACGUAAUAGUUAUGAAGAUCAAAAAGGGAUAUUACGACAAAAUUUAUUUAACAUAAAUAACAAUGCUCAACCGGCUGAAAUUCAAACGAGCCCAAUUUUACAAAUCCCUCUUUUCAAAUCGGAUUCUAAAGCAGCGUCAACGCAAACUAAUACUCGUUACUGCGGCACUAUACAAGUUUCAGAGUUUGCCGAUGAAUAUCGUAUAAAUUGUUUCUAUUGCUGUAAAUCAUUUCCAAUGGAAAAAUGGAAAAUUUUCAGAAACCAUCUAAAGAAACAACACUUUGAAGAUGAGGAAGCCUUUAAAAUAUCGAAAUAUGUUUCAGACGAUCACGAUUAUACUACAAUAGGCUCACCGACGUUCACUCCAAUCGAGGUCAAUCCUGUUAUAGAACAAACUCUUGUUAUUGAGGCUGACACAUUAAUAACUUACAUACUCGAAUCACUAGACUCAAUGGAAUCUACGCAAAAAGCAGCCGUAGCUGAAGUUAUAACUCCCAAUUUUCAUACUACAGCAAAAGUUAACCAGUUACCCAAGAAAAAAACUUCCUACUUACCACACAGUUCUAAAAACCAAAAGAAAAAGCCGAUUAAGAAAAGCUAUUCGAUUAAAAUGCCAACUUAUGACAUAGAAACUGAAUUUAACGUUUCAAACAACACCGUCGACAAUGAAGAACAAAUAACUUCCUCCUUUCCAAGCAGUUCUAAAAACGAAAAGAAAAAACCGCUUAAGAAGAGGACUAUUAGAAAAUCUUCAAAAAAUGUGAUAGGAAAUACAGGGAAAAGUAAGCAAAAGGUCUUAUCCUCGGGUGUACUUUAUUUACAAAGCACAAAACGGCAUCCAUCAACUAAAACUGCUUUAAGUCGCUGUCUUAAGAGGUCUAAUACAAUUGAAACAAUAGACCCAAUUGAUAUUAAAGAAGAGUUCGAACCAUCUGAUGAUGUGGAAAGUUUUCAACAAGUUACCACCACAGAGCUUUCCUUCGAAUAUACACCACGUGACAUAAUCGAUUUUCUGUUAGAUAAUAUGAAAAAUUAUGCAGUUUUGUGGGAAUAUGAUGAACAUCCAUUCAAUGAAGACUAUUAUGAAGCCAUCGAAGAGCUGUGCGCAUUAGUCAACAGCAAAUGGUCAAUGAAUAUAGAUAAUUUGAAAAUGCGUCGCAGCGUAAAUCGUGUCUUGCGAUUUUACUGUUCUGUAUACCCAUUGGAAAAUGUUGAAAAUAUUGACCAAUUUACUAGCUUUUACGAUAAAUGUGCUGCUUUUCUGCCUAAAUCUGUAAAUGAUAUUGCCUAUGCUCGCUGUUCUCAUUGUUAUAGAUGCUACAGAAAUGAUAGCGACCUGAAAGGUCACCUGUUAGAAGAACAAAAGCAUUUGCAAUGGCCUUACAAGUGCAUACAGUGCAAGGAAUGUUUCCGGGAUAAUGAUGAAUUUGAGUUUCACAAACGUCUGCCGCACUAUAAGGAAGUAUUUAGAUGUGAACAAUGCAGCAAGAAAUUUCUUCAUCGUAAUAAAUACAAUAGACAUAUGCUUUUACACCAAAUCAAGGAGAGUGACGAACCCGGAAAAUACGUUUGCAACAUAUGCAACAAAGCAUUUAAAGCCAGUGGUGAACUUCGCAAUCAUUUAGUAUAUCACGGAGAGAAAAAACACAAGUGUCAUCUGUGUCCGAAAGCGUAUUUUACUAAUGCUUUACUAAGGCGCCACAUAAUGAGCCAUAAUAACGAAUAUGACUUAAUGUGUGAAGUUUGUGGCAAAGGAUUCAUCUUUCACAAUAAUCUCAGAGAACACAUGAAAAAACAUACGGGUGCCAAAGUCACUUGUAACAUAUGCAAUUUGCAAUUAAGAAAAUCUAGUCUAAUGCGUCACUUGCGAACGGUUCAUGUGGCAUGUGAAGGAACCAUUGAAAGUACAUUUAGAGCGAGAUGUCAUAACUAUAAGAGAAUAUUGCGACCAAUGCAAAAACGCUAUAGAUUCCGCAAUAAAUACAAAGCAAAGACUUACUUUUGUAAAAUCUGUGACAUUCAGUUCGAUGGUUACAAAUUUAUCGUAGAGCAUAACAAAGAGUUUCAUUCCGACUACACCAAGUUACCGUGUAAAAUAUGCAGUACGGAAUUUAAACAAAAGUUAAAUCUAAAUCGUCAUUAUCGACAAAAGCACAUGUUACAUUCGUAUCAAGUUUACAAAUUAGUGGAACUAGACGAAGAUGUAAAUGCAGUGUUAGCAAUCAAGGUUGAAGAGUUAGAAAAAUUAACGGAGACUUUAGCAUAUUCAUUAAAUGGACCAAGCAGUUCAACAGCAGCUAAUAAAAGUACAGCAAUAAUAAAGACGGAUCCGUCGCCGGAUGAGAUUUAUAUUGAAGAAGAAAGGCUACACAGUGAUACAAUACAAGAUCAAAUAAUGGAAGUUGCUGAUAACAUCGCUCCACAUGAAAUUAAAGUCGACGAUGAUCAUUACAUGAAUGACUUUUUUACAAAUCUUUUAAAAUAACCGUAGACAUAAAAAUUUAAAAAUUGUUUAAUUUCUUUUUUUUAAUAAAAUAAAUUAAACAAA
This is a messenger RNA of Calliphora vicina (urban bluebottle blowfly), 2989 nucleotides long. Its product is annotated as zinc finger protein 227-like. The transcript is spliced from 7 exons. The record is from RefSeq and is a predicted model, not a curated record. Gene Ontology annotation, biological process: regulation of transcription by RNA polymerase II. Gene Ontology annotation, molecular function: RNA polymerase II cis-regulatory region sequence-specific DNA binding; DNA-binding transcription factor activity, RNA polymerase II-specific. Lineage: Eukaryota; Metazoa; Arthropoda; Insecta; Diptera; Calliphoridae. The coding region runs from base 77 to 2926 and encodes 949 amino acids.